Molecule: messenger RNA, 831 nt
Organism: Gymnodraco acuticeps
Lineage: Eukaryota; Metazoa; Chordata; Actinopteri; Perciformes; Bathydraconidae
Product: NAD(P)(+)--arginine ADP-ribosyltransferase 2-like
Molecular function (GO): NAD+-protein-arginine ADP-ribosyltransferase activity; NAD+ poly-ADP-ribosyltransferase activity
Source: RefSeq, a predicted model, not a curated record
AUGUCCAAAAGGAGUGUUGCGACAUCAUCCUCACAGGAGGCUACAACGGACUCCUCUUCAGAGUCUGAAGCUCCUGUAAAUGUUCAGAAUACCUCCAAUCAGGCUGCCAUGCAGAAGACCACAAAUGCCUCACAUGUUGCCUCUGGUCUGUCUGUCAUCAGAAUCCCCCUCAGCUUGUCUCUGGACUCUGUGGACGACAUGUAUUACGGUUGCUCCCACAAGAUGCUGAUCAAAGUAAAACAUCACUACAUUCCCUCGGAGCACAGGGAAGGUCUGCACUCCAUGUACACAAACCGUUGUGCUGUUAAAGCCAUGAGGAAUAAAGACAACUAUGAUCCGCUGUCUUUGAAUCACUUCCGGGCUCUGUGCCUACACGUGGGUGGGUCGUAUGGGGAGUUGAACCGAGCAGUCCGCAGAGGGGAGGCUUCCUACGGGACCUCGUUUGAAUUCCACUGCCUCCACUUCCUGCUGUCUGAUGCCAUCCGGCUGCUAAAACUCAACCAAAGAAGCUGCUUCACCACCUACAGGAGGAGCAAACUGCUCUACAGUGGAGAACCUGGACAAAUUAUGCGCUUCGGUUCAUUUGCCUCCAGCUCUCUCAGCAAGGACCUGAGACAGUUUGGACAGAGGAGCUGCUUUGAGAUACACACAUGUUUCAGUGCCUACCUCAAGUCCUAUUCAGAGUUUGAUUCAAACAAGGAUGAGUAUGAAAUGUUCAAUAUUGUAUCUGUGGACACUUCAGGACAGAACCAUUUACAUGAUGUUGUCUACAAGCUGGAGACGGCCGGACUUUACAGCAAUCUCAACUGCCAGGCUGUGGAGCCUUUUUAG